This is a messenger RNA of Calidris pugnax (ruff), 1339 nucleotides long. It is a transcript of the gene RNF146, whose product is annotated as ring finger protein 146. Gene Ontology annotation, molecular function: poly-ADP-D-ribose binding; ubiquitin protein ligase activity; zinc ion binding. The record is from RefSeq and is a predicted model, not a curated record. Gene Ontology annotation, biological process: ubiquitin-dependent protein catabolic process; Wnt signaling pathway. Lineage: Eukaryota; Metazoa; Chordata; Aves; Charadriiformes; Scolopacidae. The transcript is spliced from 3 exons. The coding region runs from base 279 to 1304 and encodes 341 amino acids. Gene Ontology annotation, cellular component: nucleus; cytoplasm.
CCUCACGCACGCACGUACGUCCCGUGACGUCGGCACGUCACGCUGUCCCGGCGGCCGGGCCGGAGGAGGAGGAGAAGGAGGCGGCGGGCGGAGCGGGAGCGGUGUGAGGCGACCGGGCCGGCGGUGUGUGGAGAAGCUGAAGGCCACGGCGUGUCCCCGGGCAGGAGCAGCGAGGAAUGAGCCAGCCCCGGGAGCGGGGACCUGCCACCCCAGCCGGGGACAGCUGAGGAGGGGACACCUCACUCGGGGCAUGCUCCAGUAGGAUUCCUCAGAAAAAGAUGGCCGGCUGUGGGGAAAUCGACCACUCCAUCAACAUGCUGCCCGCCAACCGCAAGGCCAACGAGUCCUGCGCCGCCCCCGCCCCGUCCCUGCCCGUGCCCGAGUGUGCCAUCUGCCUCCAGACCUGCGUGCACCCCGUCAGCCUGCCCUGCAAGCACGUCUUCUGCUACCUCUGCGUCAAGGGAGCCUCCUGGCUGGGGAAACGCUGCGCGCUCUGCCGCCAGGAGAUCCCCGAGGAUUUCCUGGACAAGCCCACCCUGCUCUCUCCCGAGGAACUGAAAGCGGCCAGCAGAGGGAACGGGGAGUACGCCUGGUACUACGAGGGCAGGAACGGGUGGUGGCAGUACGACGAGCGCACCAGCAGGGAGCUGGAAGAUGCCUUUUCCAAGGGUAAGAAGAGCACUGAGAUGCUCAUCGCCGGGUUUUUAUACGUAGCUGAUCUGGAAAACAUGGUUCAGUACCGGAGGAAUGAGCACGGACGGCGCAGGAAAAUCAAAAGGGACAUCAUAGAUAUCCCAAAGAAGGGGGUGGCCGGGCUGAGGCUGGACUGUGAGGCCGUCACCCUGGCCCGGGAGAGCUCGGCCGACGGGGCAGACAGCAGCCCGGCCCCGGGGGCCACCGCCGGCCAGGCCCCGGCCACUGUCCCCGCCAGGCCCCUGCCAUCGCCGGGCGCUCAGCUGGGGAGCCCCUCCACGCCCUCCCCCGAGGCCAGCGACUCCCUGGAGAACUCUUUGGCCCACCUACAGAUCAAUGGAGAGAGCGUGGCCGAGAGGAGCCACCGGGGAGAGGGGGAAGAAGAGCAGGAGUCAUCGUCCUCGGGCCGGGCGGCGGCCCCCGACACCUCUCUGGAGGAGACGGAGUGGGACGGCAGCAGCGACGGGGAGGAGGUGGGUGCCCCCCAGCAGCACCCAGCCCCACAGAGACACUGGGAGGCCAGCGCGGGCCAGGCGGGGGCGGACGGCGCGGUGGCCGGGGUGGCCAGGUCCAGGAGGCCGGACGGACAGUGCACGGUCACCGAAGUUUGAAUCUAGAGCCAUGAGAAUAAAAACUCAGCCCUGUU